CACCAUCAACAGCAGCAGCAGCAGCAGCAACGUGUUGCUAGCAGUCAGCAGCAACACAACGUGGCAGCCAGCAACGCUGCCGCGUCGCAUCAAGUGCAUGAUAAUGGACCAGCGUCCCAUCAUUUACAUCAUCAUCAACAGCAGCAGCAGCAACAUUCUCAAGCAAACGCGUCUAAUCAACAGCAGCAACAAAAGCAGCAGCAAAAACAACAGCAACAGCAACAGCAGCAGCAGCAACAAGCUGCAAACAUGUCGGCGUAUCAGCAACGUUUGUCAGCUGCCGGUGCAUCGCCAAUUCAUAGGUCAUACAGGACACUCGAGGCGCAGCAGUAUGCCAAAGGGCUUACGAAUCUGCCGCCGCCACAUCAACAUCAGCAACAGCAACAGCAGCAGCAGCAGCAACAGGCGCAACAGCAGGCCGCACAGCAGCAACAGAUGCAUCACUCCCACCAUCAUCAACAGCAACAGCAACAGCAGCAACAGCAGCAGCAGCAGCAACAACAGCAGCAGCAGCAACAGCAAUCGCAAUCGACACGAUCGGCAGCUAGCCCGCUGUCGCCUCCACGCGCUGGUCCCGGCAGCGCAACCUCAGUGGCCAACAGUUAUGCCAAGUUUGCUGACGCGCCGCGUUUCAUACAACAGUCGUCGGCAUAUAGCAUUGGGAUUGGUCCGGUGGCCUAUAGGGAUAACCACUACAUGCGCAUACCUCAACUGCAGGCGUCCGUGCCGGAAUUUCAGCGCUCGGCGGCGCGUGCAGCGUCUGUGGCGGCGGCAGCAGCAGCCGCCGGUGGUGGUGGUGGUGGCAAGUCAAGCUCCGCUGCAGCGGCAGCAGCAGCUGGCGCUGGCUCACAGCCUGGCGGCGUGCUCGUCAUGGAGACUAGUUUCCACUAUCCCAAUCAGCCGCAGCCUCCGAGCAGCAGCGCUGCUGCGGCACAGCAGCAACAGCAACAGCAGCAGCAGCAGCAACAAGGCAGCAAUGUGCCCACCAGCAGUGGCAGCAUCAUGGUUGGCGGACAGCGACUCUUGUUGCCACUUCAUCAGUCGAUGCAGUAUGCAACAAAUGAAUACCUGACCAAUGCUACUGCCGCGGCCGUUGCAGCCGCUAAUCAGCGCCAACAGCAUCAACAACAGCAGCAUCAACAACAACAACAGCAGCAGCAGCAGCAGCAGCAGCAGCAACAACAUCAGCAGCAGCAGCAUCAACAGCAGCAACAUCAAGCAGCGCCAGAGCCACCGCCGGUUAGUCUUGGGCAACCUUAUAAGAAGCAACGCCUGAGCGAACCCAAUCACCUGCCACAUCAGCAACAUGCGCCACAUCAGCAACAACAACAGCCGUCACAGCAGCAGCAGCAACGCGCUUCGCCCGCACAUCAGCAGCCACAACAACAACAACAGCAGCAGCAACAUCGCAAUCAUGGCGGUCAUGGCAAUCAUGGCGCUGUGUUGCACAUGUCCCCAGCAGCAACAUUGCCGCCGCCGCCGCAUGGAAUGCAGCAGCAGCAGCAGCUGAAAGUGGAAGCAUUGCCGCAACAGCAGCAGCAAGAGGAGCAACACCAACGGCAUCAACAGCAGCAGCAGCAGCAACAGCAACACCAACAGCAGCAGCAAGCGUUGCAUUCAUCGCGUAGCUUGGCGCCACCAGCGCCACCUGCUGCAGGCCAUCAUAUAAGCUCGGUUAGCGUCUCAGCAGCAAGCAGCAACAGUGGCAGCAACUUGGCUGCUCCAGGCCAUACCGAGGCGUAUCAUCCGCAGGUGGAGGCCAUAUCGCCGACAUUGCCCAGCGAGCAUAGCGAGGAACGUGUGCGCAGCAACACCAAGGAGGAAUUGCUUAUGCAAAUACAAAAGGUGGACACUGAGAUCAAAAGCGCAGAGACGGCUAUGGAGACGCUGCGUAAAAAGGAGAAAACGCUGCUGGAUGAAGCUGCCGCUUCGGUAGCCAAUGCAGCCAAACAGCAAAAGGAGGCUGCGGCAGCGGCGGCGGCGGCGGCGGCUGUGCAGCAAACGGAGACGCCGGCGACAACGCGACAGUGGUGCGAUGACAAAGAAUUGUCGCGUAGCAUCUACGAGACAAAUCGCGCCACGGCCGCUGCACAACAUUCCCAGAUUAGUCGCGCCUGCGGCACCGAAGAGCGGCCACGCCCCUGGCUGCCGCUCUACAAUCAGCCGCUGGACGUGGAGGCAAUAACGCUGCUAAUCAAGCGCCAUCAGACGCUCAUACGCACGCCCAUGCUGCAGCACAUACGCAAGCUGAAGGCGGAGAGAUGGGAGCACAACCAGAGUCUGGUGGAGAAGUAUACCAAGGAGCAGGCCGAUUGGCAGCGUCGCUGCGAGCGCGCCGAGGGCAGCGCCAAGCGCAAGGCGCGCGAGGCAAAGAAUCGCGAAUUCUUUGAAAAGGUUUUCACGGAGCUGCGCAAGCAGCGCGAGGACAAGGAGCGCUUCAAUCGCGUCGGCUCGCGCAUCAAGUCCGAGGCGGAUCUCGAGGAGAUUAUGGAUGGCCUGCAGGAGCAGGCGUUGGAGGAUAAAAAGAUGCGCAGCUAUGCCGUUAUACCGCCGCUAAUGUACGAUGCGCGCCAGCGACGCUGCGCCUACUACAAUGAGAAUGGACGCAUCGAGGACAUGGUGACGGAGCAUGAGGAGCGCAAGGCUCUGAAUCUAUGGACCGCUGGCGAAAAGGAAACGUUCAAGGAGAAGUAUCUGCAGCAUCCGAAGAACUUUGGCGCCAUUGCCGCCAGCCUGGACCGCAAGUCGCCGCAGGACUGCGUCCGCUACUACUACCUCAGCAAAAAGAGCGAGAACUACAAGCAGCUGCUCCGCAAGUCGCGCCAGCGCACGCGCAGCAGCCGCAAUCCGGCCAAGGCGCAGGCCCAGCAGCCGCAGUGCAUCAUCGAUUCGCUGACGACGGGCGUCACCACGCGCCUGCAGCGCGAGCAGCAGCAAAAGUCCGGCACACGCUCCAGCGCCAAUGCGGAGCGUGAACGCGCCGCCGAGCGUGCCGCUGAGCGUGAGCGCGUUGCCGAGAAGGCAGCCGUUGAUGCUGCCAAGGCGGCGGAGUGUGCAGCGGAGAAGGCAAGUGCAGUGAGCAAAGCAGCGGAAGCGGCCAGCGAGAAGCAGCAGGCCAAAGGAGCAGCGCCGUCAACGUCGGCGGCGGCAGCGGCAGCAGCAGCGACUGCCACUGGCAUUAGUGCCGAUAAGACAGAUGCCUCAAAGGCGUCAAGUCAAACGGAAAAGAAUGCCACAGCAGCAGCAACAACAGCAGCAGCAGCAGCAACAGCAACAGCAACAGCUACAGCAACAACAAGCGUUGCUGCUGGCGUCGAGAUCUCAGCAGCGGGCAGUGAAGUCAAAGGCAAAGCCACGGACGAGCAGAAAAAAUCAGCAACAGCAGCACCAACAGUCACAACAACAGUAACAACUACAACAGCAGCAGCAGCAGCAGCAGCAACGCCCACAGCAAAGGCAGCAGCAGCAGCAGCUAGUGAAGCAACAAGCACGCGAGGCACGCCCAAGGCGUCCAAGUCGCUUGGCCAAAAUGCACAUAACGAUGGCGUUGCUGACGUCAACAAACCCACAGAGGCACCUACGGAAUCAAAGCAGAAGCAAAAGCAAUUGGAGAAGAGCAGCGCAUUGGCAGCAAUAUCAACCGCAGCAGCAGCAACAACAACAACAACAACAGCAGCAGCAGCCUCAACAACAACAACAACAGCAGCAGCAGCAGCAGCAGCUGCGUCGCCUGCAGUUAGCGUUGCUCUUAAUGGUUUUAAACCUGGUUACCAGAGCGUUGUUAUGGCUAAUGUCAAAGCGCAAGUGUUGCAAGAAACUAAUGCAGCCGCAACGCCAACAACAACAACAGCAGCAGCAGCAGCGUCGGCAGCAGCAGCGUCGGCAGCAGCAACAAUUGCAGGCGAUAAAAUCGUCCAGGCAACGUCAACAACUGUUGCUGCAGGCAGCUUUGUGGCGCCACCCAAUGCUGCUGCAGCAGCAGCGCCCACGGAGUCACACAAUACGCUAACAACAGCCACAACGGCGGGCAAUUAUCUGGGACAGAAGCUUAAGGCUGCUCAAGUGGAGGGUCUGGGCGCAGGCAAUGAGUUGCUCACGGAUGUUGGCGAUGCUAAGAAGACGCGCUAUGAGUUGUUGGCGGCUACUAACAAUGCCAUAAGUAGCAAAAAUACAAACAACAACAAUAACAACAACAACAACAAUGGCAGCAGCAAUAACAACAGCGUCAGCAGCAAGCUCAAUAGCAAGGAGUUGAACAAUCAAAUCUCAUCCAUCGCAUCCAGUGGUGCAGCAGCAGCAGCAACAACAACAAAUACAACGGCCACGGCCACAAAUAUUAACAUAACAUCCGCUAUGGACGAUGGAAAGGGCCUACUGGGCAGCUCCGAGGUUCUUGCAUUGGAUGGCAAGGAUAAGCUGGCGAGCUGCUUUGUGUGCAAGGCGGAGGCUUGUCCGCGCACGCGUCCGCUCAAGAAGGGGCGUGGCCAGCAGUAUGCCAUACCGGAUGAGACGAUACCAGCGGGCGCACGCGUCUGCAACAGCUGCCAAUGCAAAUCGGUGCGCAAUCGUUAUCCGAACUGUCCGCUAUCCACCUGUCCCAAUCCCAAGGAUCGGGCGCAGCGUUUGCGCAACAUACCAACGCGUCUGUUCGAGCUGCCGCCGGAGCUGCGUGAUCCGUUCAUGGCCGAAUUCCAAAUACCGCCGCAUGCAACGCGCUGCUGUUCCGCCUGCCUGAUGCGCAUACGCCGCAAGCUCGAUCCGCACAUGAAUCUCAACGAGGAUGAGCGGCAUGCAGGCGGCGCCAUGAGCAUGACCAGCGACGGCGACGAGACCGACGUCAGCACCAGCAGCUGCGAUGAGCGCGAACCUGGCGGCUCCGAUACCGCCAGCGUGGACAGUCCCGAGAAUCUGCAGCGUCACAAAUCGCAGCUCAACAAGCAGCAGCAGCAGCAACAACAACAGCAGCAACAGUUGGCACAACAGCAUCAGCAACAUUUGCAGCAACAGCUGGCGGCGCAGCAGCAGCAGCAACAUUUGCCACCACAGAUACAUCAAUUGCCGCAGCCACCGCCAGUGCCGCACAAGCAUCCGCAUCCACAUCCACAUCCGCAUCCGCAUACGCACUCGAAUCUGCGCAAUGUGGCAGAUGCCUCUGGCGUGGCGCUGACCAUAACGCCCACACGCAAGGGCCCGCCACAUGACAACGAGCGGCUGCUGCCGCCCGCCGGACAUGCGCCCAAGAAGCAAAAGACCAGCGAGGAGUACGACUCAUCGGCCACGGAGACAGCCGACGAGGAGAACGAGAACUCGCCGGCGAAUCGCCAGAGUCCCAAGGUGCUCUUCAAUGCGGUGGCGCAUGCGCAAGCCCAUGCGGUUGCUUUCCAUGGACACGCGCCACAUGCGCAUGGCAACAAUGUGGCCGGCUUGCCGCCGCCGCCAGCAUCAGCAGCAGCAGCAGCUGUUGUCGCUGCUCAGCAACAGCAGCAGCAGCAACAACAGCAGCAGCAGCAACCCAAUGGACCCAUGAGCCUGCGACGCGAGGCAGUCAACAAUGUGCAGGAUUGCGUCUUCUCUGUCAUUGAGCGACAGCUGAAGCAGCAGCAGAAGCGACCAGAGCAUGCUGCCAGCAACACGGGCAAGCAGCAGCGCAACAAUGUGGAGCGCAAGGAGUUGUCCAUUGUGCGCGAGUAUCGGCAGGAGAUGAAGCAGCCGCCGCCUGGUCACAUGAGCACGCCGGAGCUGCCACAUGGCACUUCAGUGCAGAAGCUUAAUGCACGCCAGCAGCAGCAGCCGUCGACAAUUAAUUGCAGCAGCAGCGGCAGCAAUAGCAACAGCAGCAACACCAACAGCAGCAGCAGCAGCAGCAGCAACAAUGGCGACACGCUGGCAACGCUGUCAGUGGUUAAUCCGCUGCUGAAUCCAGCAGCUGCUGCAAUUGCUGCAAGUGCGCAUCAUCAUCUUGCGCUGCUGCAGCAACAGCAGCAACAACAACAGCAGCAGCAGCAGCAGCAGCAGCCCAGCUCGAGCAGCAUCGAUAAAGCCACCAUAACGCCAGUGCCCAAGAAGAGCGCCGUCAUCCCAACGUCACCCGAGACAAUUAUCUACAAUGUGGCCAGCAGCCAUGUGCCGCAGCCGCAGUCGGUGGCGCCGCCACCGUCGCAUGCGCCGCAUCAGCGUCUGGCGCUGCCACAUCCCUCGGAGCCCGAGCCGCAAACGCUCGAUCUGAGCAUCAAGAAGACGCCGCGCGAGAAUCACUCGCCCGCCAACAGCUCCGCCAGCGAUCGGGAUCGCGAACGCCAUGGCCAUGGCCCGCCGCCGCCCAUGCAGCCCAGCAGCGCCAUCAAGCACAUUGUGCGCUCCUCCUCGAUGUAUCGCGGCGAGGCAGUGCCGCCCGGUCCGCCGCCGCCCGCCUCCACCUAUCUGAGCUAUCCCAUGCAUGGCGUCGGCGUCGUGCGCAGCGCCCCCGUCAUGAGCAGCGCUCCGCCCGGCUCGCUCUAUGUGCAGCCCGUCGCGCUCGGCCAGAGUCAGCUGACGCGACCCACUCCGCCGCCGCCCGCACAGCCACAAGCGCCGCCCGCACGCGGCUCCAAGCUGCCGCCCAAGCUCAGUCCACAGCAGCAGCAGCAACAGCAACAACAGCAGCAGCAUCUGCAGCACUCACAGGCGCCGCCACCAGCGCAGCAGCAAUCGGCGCCGCCCAACAGUGUGCAGCAGCAACAAAUGGUCAAGGGCGGCUCCAUUACCCAUGGCACGCCCACCAACAGUGCCCAGCAGCAGCAGCAGCAGCAGAUUAUUGUGCAUGCCGCCUCCUCCUCGCUGCUCAGUCCCAAGUACGAGAGCAUGGUGCGCCAGACGCCGCCCGGCGCCUGCCCAGAGCCCGGCAAGCAUGGCUCCAUUACCCAGGGCACACCGCUGCAUCUGCCGCCACAUCAUCUGGACAGCAAGCGGCCCUACGACUUCUACAAGAGUCCGCAGCGCUUGAGUCCCGCGCAGGUGCCGCCGCCGCCGCCGCAGCAGUCGUCGCCCCAAGCGCCGCCCCAGCAGCCAUACGGCGUCGGCUCGCCCUAUGCCCGCUCGCCCUACGGCCCCGUCGUGGAGCAGCCCUCGGUGAUGAGCACGCGCCAGAUUGUGAUCAAUGAUUACAUCACCUCGCAGCAGAUGCAGGGACAGCAGCAGCGCAACGUGUCGCGUGGCAGCAGCAGCGGCGGCGGCGGCGGCACUGGCGCCGGCUCCGGGUCGGACAAGGAGUCGCCGUCGCCCAGGAACAGCGUCAGUGGCAGCUCCGCGGUCUAUGCCUAUGAGAAGGAGCCGCCGCCGCAGCCGCGUGGGCGUGCCGACUACUCGAGUCGCGUCUCGCCAGCCGAUCACGCCAACAGCACGCCCAGUCCACAUCGCACGCCGCCGCCGCAGCGCCAGGGCGUCAUCCAGCGGCACAACACGGGAUCGAAGCCGCCAUCGCCAGCAGCACCGCCGCCGCCCAGUCGCAUGCACAUCGGUGCGCCCUACAACUAUCCGCCAGCCGGUCACGAUGCACUCGCCUCGUUCGUGGACGUCGCUGUGCAGCAGCCGCAGCUGCCUGUGCCGUCCCAGAAGGAGGACAAGCCGCCAGCUCAAGCUUCAGCUCAGCAGCAGGUGCCGCAGCCGCAGCCGCCGCCAAGUCACGUGCCGCAAGUGCCGCCGCCACAGGCAGCGCCACCGCCGCCGGCCACGCACCACGAUCUGCGCUAUCUGCAGCACCAUCAUCAGCAAAUGGCGGCGGUCGCCGUGCAGCAGCAAAUCGCGCAGCAGCAAAUCGCCCAGCAGCAGUAUCGCCAGCAGAUGAGCCACGUGGCCGCCGCCGUCGAGAUGGAGCGACGCAUGGAGCACGCCAAGCGCGAGCAGCGGCAGCAGCACAACCAUGCGCUCGUCCACGAGCAGCUGCUGCAGAACCAGGAGCUGCAGCAUCGCAUCGAGCGCCAGCGACGCGAGCAGGAGCGCGCCGAGGAGCGCGAGCGCGACAAUCGACGCAUGGAGCGCAUGCUGGCCGCGGCCAAGGUGCAGCCGCCGCGCCGCCGCCCAAGCGUUGUGCAUGGUGGCCAUGGACACGCGCCGCCGCCGCCGCCCCCACAUGGACAUGGACACUAUAUGCGCGGUCCGCUGCCCGACAGCGGCCCGCCACGCGCCAUACCCGAUCGCGAGCGCGAGGCCUACUAUAGACAGGCGCAUGUGCCGCAGGCACCGGAGGAUCCACAAUUCAGCGCACAGAGUCUCAUUGAUGCCAUCAUUAAGCAUGAGAUUAAUCGCACUGGCGAUCCAGGCAUCAGUCGCGAACUGCCGCGUCCCUCAUACUACCCUCGCGAUCUGCGCCAGUCGCACGAAUCGCUUGCGGCCGAAAACAACGGCAAGCCCAGCAGCUCCAGCUCCCCCAAUGUCAUCAACAUAGAUCUCGACCAGGAGCAGCAGCGUCCGCAACAGCAGCAGCAGCAGCAGCAGCAGCAGGCACAGCAACAAGCUGUUGCCCAGGCAGCCGCUCGAGCCGCUCAUGUCAGUCUGCGUGGCCAUGGCCCGCCCAGCUCACAGUCGCCCAGCGGACCACCACCCAACAGCGGACCGCCGCCGCCGCCGCAGGGCCCAACGCCGCAGCAGCUUCAUACCAAAAACAUAACCUUUGGUCAGCUGGCCGACUCGAUUAUCGCCAACGACUAUGGCCCCAAUCCGCAUCUGCGUCCCGCCUUCAUGCCCUACAUGCAGGACGCCCAGAGCAUACUCACGCCCGAUCGCUGGAAGCACAAUCGACGCCAGCAGCAGAAGGCGGACGAGGCAGCGGCCGCUGCGCAGCGGCGGCGGCAGCGGCAGCGGCAGCAAUAGCAAUACCAGCAGCAGCAGCAGCAGCAGCACGCUGGCGCUGGCGGCGGCGCGCGCAGCAUCGACAGCGCUCAGUGCGGCGGCAGGAGCGCCAAUACGCCAGGCGAGGAUGCACGCAUCAUACGCAUGCCACAGGCGGUGAGUCCGCGCAAAUAUGCGCAGGAUCUGAUUAUGCAGCAGGCGGCAAUUGGAGUGGGCGUGGGCGUGGGCGUAGAUCCGGGACACUAUUUCCUCUCAGCCCCCGGCACAGUCGUGAGUCGCAGCGGCGGCAGCGUUGUGACUACAGCACCGCCCUCCUCGGCGCAGGAGCAGCGCGGCGGCGGCAGCACUGGCAGCGCCGGCAGUGGCAGCGGCUCCGGCUCCAACAUUGAGCACUAUGUGAAGAGUCGCAUUGCCCAGGUGAUGCGCGAUGACAACGGCUAUGGCAAGAAUCGCGGCCUCGUCGAGGCCAUGCGCCCGGAGAUUGAGGAGCAGCUGCAGGCGCAGGCCCAGGCACAUGCUGCUGCCGUCGCGGCGGCACACAAUGAGCAGCAGCAUCACAAGGAGCAACAGCGACAACAGCAGCAGCAGCAGCAACAGCAGCAGCAUCAUCGCAGCAAGGAGCCGUCCCAGUCGCUGCCCACGCAUGAGAUCAGCGUCUCACGCAAGACGCCCACGCAGUACGAGCUGCCCGACGGCGCUCGUCGCUCCAGCAGCAGCGGCGCCAACAGCCAUCCACAUGCCAGUCCCUAUCAUGCGGCCGGACCACCUCCGCCCUCGGCAUUCGCCGCCAGCACCUACGCGUUCCCCUUCAGCGCGCUGACUGUGCCCGGCGCUGCUGGCGGCCUGCCGCCGCCGCCCGGCAUGCCUGGCAUGGCGCAUCAGUCGCUGCCGCCAAGUCACCUCAGUGCCAAGGAGGCGCAUGCGCUUAGCGAGGCCAAUGCUGCUGCCGUCGCCGGCGUUAGCUUAGUGGUGGGCAGUGGUGCUGGCGGCGGCGGCGGCGGCGGCGGCAGCUCCGCGAACGAUGCGGGCGGUGUUGCUGGCGCUGCUGGCGGUGCACAUGGACAUGUAUCUGGUGGCGGGCCCUCAGCGGUGGCUGCGGCCGCUGCCGCCGCCUCGGCCGCCAGCGAGCCCAAGCCCCUGCUGUCGUCCAAGUACGAGGCGCUUAGUGACGAAGAUUAG
Molecule: messenger RNA, 10005 nt
Organism: Drosophila busckii
Lineage: Eukaryota; Metazoa; Arthropoda; Insecta; Diptera; Drosophilidae
Gene: Smr
Biological process (GO): regulation of transcription by RNA polymerase II
Source: RefSeq, a predicted model, not a curated record